AUGGCGCCUUCUGCCAUCUCUUCAUCAGCAAUGGCCACUUCCACGCCAUCUGCAUCCAAGCGUCGUUUCAGCUCCGUAAACAAUAAUACAAAGCCCUUGGCCCAGGCCUUGAUCUCUCAGGCCUUACAGACACGCAUUAACAGCAUUGAUCCCGAUGAAUGUGAGGCUGGAGUUGAGGAUGCCUUCUUUGUCGCCGAUUUGGGUGAAGUUUAUCGCCAACAUAUGAGGUGGAAGAUAAACCUGCCACGGGUUGAACCUUUUUAUGCUGUUAAAUGUAACGGCGAUGAGAAAGUGUUGAAGCUGCUCGCAGCCUUGGGUACCGGCUUUGAUUGUGCUUCGAAGGCAGAAAUUCAACAGGUUUUGAAUAUCGGUGUUAGCCCGUCACGUAUCAUCUUUGCCAACCCAUGCAAAACCGCAUCGUACAUCCGUUAUGCAGCAGAACAUGACGUCCGAAAGAUGACUUUCGACAAUGCCGAAGAACUCUAUAAAAUUAAAAAGUUCUUUCCUCACGCACGCCUUUUUCUUCGUAUCCUCACCGACGAUUCAAAGAGUUUGUGCCGACUGAGUCUCAAGUUUGGUGCGCCGCUGGACAGUACUCGCCAUCUCUUGGAACUUGCCAAGGAGUUGAGAUUGAAUGUAAUCGGCGUCAGCUUUCAUGUGGGGUCCGGUUCAUAUGAUCCUACAGCUUUCGAGACCGCAGUCCAAGAUGCGCGACAGGUUUUCGACGAGGCCGCUGAAAUUGGGUUCGAUUUGAGGACUCUUGAUGUUGGAGGUGGAUAUGGAAAUGACAAUUUCGAGCAGAUUGCAGGUGUCCUUGGACCGGCGAUUGAUGAGUACUUCCCGUCAAGCGUUAGAGUUAUCGCAGAGCCUGGUCGUUAUUACGUAUCUUCCGCCUUCACCAUAGCGACACACGUUAUUGCUCGACGGACCGUACCAGCCGACAGCAUCACACGUGAUGCUUCAUAUAUGCUCUAUCUAAACGACGGUGUGUACGGAAAUUUCUCCGGCAUCAUGUUUGAUCACCAAAAACCUAUUCCGAAGGUGUUGAAACGAAAUGGCGAAUACUUCUUUGAGUCAAUGCCAUCUGAUUCGCAGUUGAUCAAGUACUCGGUAUGGGGACCAACCUGCGAUGGAAUUGACUGCAUUUCAGCAUCCUGCUUUUUGCCCGAGGUCUUAGAUGUUGGAGACUGGCUAUAUUUUAGCGAUAUGGGAGCAUAUUCAAAGUGCUCGGCGACUAAAUUCAACGGUUUCAGUGACGACCAUCAGGUUGUUUAUGUUGUCAGCGAUCCUGGGGCACUAGCCCUUCUAGAGUAG
Molecule: messenger RNA, 1314 nt
Organism: Morchella importuna
Lineage: Eukaryota; Fungi; Ascomycota; Pezizomycetes; Pezizales; Morchellaceae
Exons: 3
Coding region: 1-1314 (437 amino acids)
Cellular component (GO): cytoplasm
Molecular function (GO): ornithine decarboxylase activity
Source: RefSeq, a predicted model, not a curated record